Acaromyces ingoldii is the source of this 1192-nucleotide messenger RNA. RefSeq names its product ribonuclease H-like protein. Lineage: Eukaryota; Fungi; Basidiomycota; Exobasidiomycetes; Exobasidiales; Cryptobasidiaceae. Gene Ontology annotation, biological process: DNA replication, removal of RNA primer. The transcript is spliced from 2 exons. Bases 73 to 1002 code for a protein of 309 amino acids. Gene Ontology annotation, molecular function: RNA-DNA hybrid ribonuclease activity; nucleic acid binding. The record is from RefSeq and is a predicted model, not a curated record.
CUCUUCUACACGAGCGUGUAGCCGCUUAGUCGCGCUCAGUCCAGCGCUCGUCGACUGGGGGAGAGGGGCAAGAUGGUCACACAAACACAAAAAAACCCGAGAUGGGACUUCCAGUUCCCUAUGUACGGUGCCAGGAUCACGCUUCCCAACGAGAAACCCUUGUUCAAGAUGUCGCCGGCCGACGAACGUGAGCGCCAGCACAAUCGAAAGAGGAUCAUGGGGAAAAAAAGCCGCAGGUUUUUCAAGGUUGUUGACACCGAAGCACCACUGGCCAAUUCGUUCAAGUGCCACCCGUUGGACACGCCCGACCAACUCUUUGUGCCGACCAACAACUGGGGCUUGGUACCCCAGACGCGAUUCGUCCACCAUUUUGACGAGGCCAUGGUGCUUGUUCAGACCGACGGGGCCUGCCGCGACAAUGGCCGACCAAACGCCAAGGCCGCCUCGGCAGUCGUCUAUGCGCCCCACAAUCCCCUCACGGGGACCGAAGGCGUCUUUUCGUUUCCCCUGCGGGACAAGAGGGAUGCGACCUCGAAUCGUGCCGAAAUGAUUGCUGUGCUUGCCGCGAUUCGAUGCCGAAAUUGGAAGGCGGAAGGAUUCAGCCGGCUCGUCAUUGGCACGGACUCGGAAUGGAUCGUCAAAGGCGCAACGAUGUAUGUGCGCAAGUGGCAGUACACAAAUUGGCGCACAGCCAGCGGAGACAAGCUGACAGGGUCUAUAGUUUGGAAUAUUGAGGCCAAUCGACACAAUGGUCUCGAGGUGCUCUUCUGGAGGCUUGACCGUUCGCUGAAUGGUCGAGCGGACGCGGCGGCCAAGCGCGAAGUGAAUGAGAUGACUACCUUCGUGAAUGGCUUAUCAACGGUCGCUAUAAUUCCGGAACGAUAUCAUGAUGAGUAUGUCCGAUAUCAUGAUGAGUAUGUCCGAUAUCAUGAUGAGUAUGUCCGAUAUCAUGAUGAGUAUGUCCGAUAUCAUGAUGAGUAUGACGACUUCACUAGUAUUUAGAACGGGCUGCAUCACGCUGCUGUAGACAAGACCUGCCUGCCCGUCAGGGCGUCGAAGAUUGUGGCUGUCACAAUUCCCUAUUUUUAGAACAGUGUACAAACAAGCAGGCCUCGCCGGCCGCGUUCUUGGCCCGCCUUCCUCUGCCAAUAUCACAUGCUCUUGCAGCCAUCUUGUCUCCUCCAAUCUUUGU